AUGUUCUUCAAAGCUGGAACCCGCAAGGCCUUACAAAAAGUUUGCCUUCAAAAAUGUUCAAAGCGGCUGUACCAUCCCACAGUUCUGCCUUCCCUCAUUUCUACAACUUCACCAGAGUUCAUUUCGAAGAAAGAGGCAAUGGAUGACUUAAUCGAAGAACUUGACGCGAAGACGGCAAAAGCAAGAUUGGGCGGAGGCGCUACAGCUCAGGAGAGAAUGAGAAGCCGAGGAAAACUGCUACCGAGAGAACGACUUGCACUAUUACUUGAUCCGCAUACACCGUUCUUGGAACUAUCAUCACUGGCUGCGGAAGAUGUUUACUCUGACUAUAUACCUGGCGCAGGCCUCAUUACCGGAAUUGGUCGGGUCUCCGGUCGCGAAUGCAUGGUUAUUGUCAACGACGCGACGGUGAAAGGAGGAUCGUAUUACCCUCUAACAGUCAAGAAACAACUACGUGCGCAGGAAAUUGCCCGAGAACAUGGAUUACCCUGUGUCUAUAUCGUCGAGUCUGGAGGUGCUGCUCUACCUCAUCAGGCCAACGUUUUCCCAGACAGAGAGCAUUUUGGAAGGAUUUUCUAUAAUAUGGCCCAAAUGUCUGCCCUGGGAAUACCUCAAAUAUCCUCUAUACACGGUAUCUCGGUCGCCGGAGGAGCCUAUGUACCCGCCCUCGCAGACGAGAACGUCAUCGUCCAAAAUCAAGGUCGAAUAUUCCUUGCAGGGCCUCCCCUAGUUAAAGCCGCCACCGGAGAGGAAAUAGAUGACGAGUCGCUCGGAGGGGGAAGGAUGCAUUCCACGGAGAGUGGUGUCACCGAUGCACUCGCUCGAGAUGACAAUGAAGCUAUCAUACGUGUCAGAGGGAUCAUUGGAGAUUUAGGUCAAGCAGGAUAUAGAGGGGUUCUUCCGGAACAGAAAGUCGAAGGUCCUGUAUACUCUGCUGAAGAAUUACAUGGGAUUGUUGGGACGGAUGUAAGGCAGCCGUUUGAUAUGCGAGACGUGAUUUCUCGCGUAGUGGACGGAAGUCGGUUUAGGGAAUUUAAGAAGGAUUAUGGCUCGAGUAUAGUCACGGGGUUCGCUCACAUACAUGGCUAUCCUGUAGGUAUAAUCGGGAACAACGGAAUUCUCUUCUCCCCUUCUGCUCUCAAAGCAACGCAGUUCAUCCUCUUAUGUUCUCAAAGGCAAAUACCUCUAUUGUUCAUGGUGAAUGUCGCCGGGUACAUGGUAGGCAGUAAAGCAGAAAAAGGCGGUAUAGCAAAAGAUGGUGCGAAGAUGGUCCGGGCGGUAGCAUGUGCAGAUGUGCCUAAGUUGACUGUCAUCGUAGGUGGCAGUUUUGGGGCUGGAAAUUAUGGCAUGGCUGGGCGCGCUUAUUCUCCGAGGUUCUUAUGGAUGUGGCCUAACGCAAAAAUCAGUGUCAUGGGCUCCGGUCAACUCUCACAGGUGAUGACCUCCGUGUCAAAGGAUCCCAGUCAACAUGCAACACUCAAAUCAGAAAUCGAGCAUCAAUCUACAGCGUUGUACUCAACGGCAAGAUUAUGGGACGAUGGGAUAAUUAAACCCACGGAUACAAGGGAUGUUGUUGGGCUGGGUUUAGCACUGGCCUCAAGGAGACCCAGUAGUGGAAAUCAAUCAAGAACAGGACGAUCCACGACGUGGGAUGGCAACGGAAUGGGCUUUGGGGUAUUCAGGAUGUAA
Lentinula edodes (shiitake mushroom) is the source of this 1689-nucleotide messenger RNA. RefSeq names its product carboxyl transferase. Gene Ontology annotation, molecular function: methylcrotonoyl-CoA carboxylase activity. The record is from RefSeq and is a predicted model, not a curated record. Gene Ontology annotation, cellular component: mitochondrion; methylcrotonoyl-CoA carboxylase complex. Lineage: Eukaryota; Fungi; Basidiomycota; Agaricomycetes; Agaricales; Omphalotaceae. Bases 1 to 1689 code for a protein of 562 amino acids. Gene Ontology annotation, biological process: L-leucine catabolic process. The transcript is spliced from 10 exons.